Molecule: messenger RNA, 1758 nt
Organism: Cordyceps fumosorosea ARSEF 2679
Lineage: Eukaryota; Fungi; Ascomycota; Sordariomycetes; Hypocreales; Cordycipitaceae
Exons: 3
Coding region: 1-1758 (585 amino acids)
Biological process (GO): rRNA methylation; box C/D sno(s)RNA 3'-end processing
Cellular component (GO): small-subunit processome; box C/D methylation guide snoRNP complex
Molecular function (GO): RNA binding; histone H2AQ104 methyltransferase activity; rRNA methyltransferase activity
Source: RefSeq, a predicted model, not a curated record
AUGGCUGCCGCCUCCGCGUUUGCCCACUACAAUGGCGCCGGCCAGAAGCGCGGCCAACUCACUGUCACCGCCCUCGGUCGCUGGUCCAGCCUCAACAAGACGCUUCCUGCUGUCGACAAGAUAUCCGCCCUCCACGUCUACGACUUUGACAAUACGCUCUUCAAAACUCCCCUCCCCAACUCCUCUCUGUGGACUGGCUCUACGAUCGGCAUGUUGUCCAGGCAGGACGCAUUCAUCAACAGCGGCUGGUGGCACGACAACCGCAUCCUCGGCGCCACCGGCCUCGGCCUCGAGCGCGAGGAAGCACGAGCCUGGGAGGGCUUCUGGAAUGAAAAGAUCGUCGAGCUCGUGCGCCUGACCGCUCAGCAGCCUGACGCGCUGUGCGUGCUGCUGACUGGCCGCGGCGAGCAGCGCUUCGCCGAUCUCAUCCGUCGCAUUGUCGCCAGCAAGCGACUCGACUUUGAUAUGCUCUGCCUCAAGCCCCAGGUCGGGCCCGACCACCAAAAAUUCUCCAGCACCAUGAAGUUCAAGCAGGCGCUGCUCACCGACCUCGUCGAGACGUACCGCCACGCCGACGAGAUCCGCAUCUACGAAGACCGCCCCGCGCAUACCCAAGGCUUCCGCGACUUUCUCAACGACUACAACGAUGCCCAGCGCGCGCAACCCACUCGAGGACCCAUCCGCGCCGAGGUCAUCCAGGUCACCGACGCUCAGGUCGCGCUCGACCCCGUCGUCGAGGUCGCGCAGGUCCAACGCAUGGUCAACGAGCACAACGCGGCCCUCCAGCAGCAGCCGCCGCACCUACGGCCCGACGCACUACGCAUCAAGAAGACCGUCUUCUUCGCCAGUUACGGAAUUCCACGCGCCGAUGCCGACCGACUAAUUGCCCUCAUGCCAACGAUUCCUACGCGACCAGGUGACAACUCGGUACGCCUCCACGGGACCAACAUCGUCAUCGUCCCGCGACCGUGCCCCAAGCCCAUUCUCGCCAAGGUCGGGGGCCUCGGCGCCACGAUGACGUGGCAAGUCACAGGCACCGCCUGCCUUCAGAACUCCCUUUGGGCCGCCUGCGUGACGCCCGUCCCGGCCACCGCCCCCUACCACACCGAUAGCCCCAUCCCGGUCGUCGUGCUCGCCUGCAAGAAGGGCGCGCGCCCGGCCGACGCCGCCAAGAUCAAUACGUGGUCCGCCCUGCCCCCCGAGCGUCGCUUCACCUUUACCACGACCGUCGGCGAGAAGGCGGUGCUGCGCGUUGAGGCUGACGACCCGCGCGAGGACGAGUACGCAAGCUUGUUUGCCAGCAGCAACAGCAACAGCUACCGUGGUAAUAAAAAUAACAGCGGCGGCAGCGGCGGUGGCAGAGGCGGCGGUGGCAGAGGCGGCGGUGUCCGCGCUAGCACCAAGCGGAAACACAACGACGACGACUGGAACCCGCCCAGACAACCCGCCGCGGAUGCUGCGGCGGCGGCUAAUGCCGGGCGCGGGGGCAGAGGAGGAGGUCGCGGCGGUCGAGGCGGCGCGGGCUCGGCUCGCGGGGGACGCGGCGGCAAGAAUAAGGGCAAAGGACGCGGCGGGUUCGCGCACUACCGGUCGCUCGACGACGUCGGCUCCCGCAACCCCGCGCCCGCCGAGGUGAACUACGACGACACCAACGCGCAGCCGCCGGCCAACGCGCCGACCGGUCCGCGCGGCGGCAAGGGCAAAAACGGCGGUCGCGGCGGCGGCAACCACGUGACGGACCUGCAGAGCUAUUACUGA